UCUAGCAGCAACAUGAAAAUUGAGGAAUAAACUUUGCACUAUAAAAGUUUCUAGAUCAUACAUAUUAAUUUCUCCUGUUCAAUGGAAAUUCAAUUUGAUGAACCAAAGAAGAGUUUGAGACCAAAAAAGGUUAACAAAUUCAAAGGGAGAAACAAAAAGAGUGAAACAAGAGACAAGUUUGUUGGGGUGAGACAAAGACCAUCAGGUAGAUAUGUUGCUGAGAUAAAGGACACAACACAAAACAUAAGAAUGUGGCUUGGAACAUUUGAAACAGCUGAGGAAGCAGCAAGAGCUUAUGAUGAAGCCGCGACACUUCUUCGCGGUUCCAAAACUCGUACCAACUUCGUCACACAUGUUUCUUAUGAUUCCCCUCUCGCUUCUCGGAUUCGACAUCUUCUCAACAACCGAAAAAAAGGUACCAAACAGCAAGACAUGAAUGGUAUAAGUAGCACCACUAGCCAUGCUGACACGACUAAUGAUACUACUAGCGAUGGUAGUACUAGUAGCACUACUAACUGUAUUGGCACAGCCAGUGGUGCUAUUAAUAGUACUAGUGCCAGCGGUGUGACUAGCACUAGUACUAAUAUUAGUACUAGUGCUAGCGGUGUGGCUAGCACUAGUACUGAUAUUAGUACUAAUUCGAGCAAUACCAACGUCAACGACAAAAGUGAAAGCUUGCUUUCUAGUUCGACAACGAUGCAAAAACCAAAUUUAUUUGAGGAUGCAUAUAGGCCAGAUAUGAGCAAUUUAACUAAUGAAUAUGAGUCAAGUUCCUAUAAGUCCAAUGUUUCAUGGGAUUUUGGACCUAUUUUUGAUAACUUUCCUUUUGAUCAAUGGUUGGAUAUGACAAACAAUGAUGGAUUAUUGUGUGAUAUGGUUGAUAAAGGAGUUUCAGAAUUUGAAAGGAUGAAAGUUGAAAGGCAAAUAUCAGCUUCACUUUAUGCAAUUAAUGGUGUUCAAGAGUACAUGAAAAAUGUUCAGGAUUGCAAUGAAGCUCAAUGGAAUCUUUCACCUUUGUGCUAAUUUUUCUGUUCAAACAUGUAUGAAGUUUAAAUAUUUCUUUUUGUAUAAAUUAGGUAUAUUCUCGUGCAAAGACUAAUAUUUCGAGUUAGAUACGAUCAUAUAAACGACAAAGUUCUUUUCAAUAGUUUUAACGUUGUUGUAUUUCAAGAUUGUGUGACGUCUAAAUACGAGUAUGCAAAAUUAUAUUACA
Molecule: messenger RNA, 1213 nt
Organism: Medicago truncatula (barrel medic)
Lineage: Eukaryota; Viridiplantae; Streptophyta; Magnoliopsida; Fabales; Fabaceae
Source: RefSeq, a predicted model, not a curated record